AUGACUCCCCGCAGACCCAAGGUCGUCACAAUUUCGCCGCCCAACUGGGCGGACCCUGAAUAUCUGAAGGAGUUCGAAUCCAAAUUCGAGGUCCAUGUUUCUGAGGCAGGCGACAGACCAACCACAAUCAAGAACCUGGCUGCAAAAGUGGCUUCGGACGGGCCUUUCGACGCAAUCUGCAUUCUGAUGGGCACAAAGCCGUACGAGCCGUUUGAUGAGGAGCUGCUGAAGCCACUGGUGCCUCAAUGCAAACUCAUGACCUCCGCCAGUGCGGGCUACAAUGAGUUCGACGUUGACUGGAUGUCGCGUAACGGCAUUACCUUCUGUAACAGCCGUAACGCCGUCAACGAGUCUACUGCGGACCUGGCCAUCUUCAUGAUGUUGGGCGUGAUCCGCGACGUCCAGCGCCUGCAGACCAGUGUCGCCAAUGGAAACUGGAGAGGAGGCCUCGUGCCCGCGCGCGACCCAUGUGGCAUGAAACUGGGCCUCGUGGGCAUGGGAGCUAUCGGCAAGCACGUUGCCCGCAAGGCAAAGAUGUUCAACAUGGAGAUAAUCUACUACCAACGCACACGCAUGCUGCCCGAGGAGGAGAAGAUGUACGAUGCGAAGUACUGCUCGACACUGGACGAGCUUUUAUCGACGUCCGACAUUGUUUCCUUGCACUGUCCUCUGAACAAGAAUACGGAAGGCAUGAUAUCGCACAAGGAAUUUGCAAAGAUGAAGGAGGGAGUCUUCUUCAUCAACACCAGUCGUGGACCUCUCGCCAACGAGGAAGCGUUGAUUGAAGCUCUAGAAUCGGGCAAGAUUUGCCGGGCCGGUCUGGAUGUGUUCCAUGGCGAGCCCAAGAUCAAUCCGUACUUUAUUCGAAAUGACCGCGUUAUCAUGCAGCCGCAUAUGGGUGGAAUCACGGAUGUUGCAUGGAACCGAGCGUACCGAGAAGCGCUCGAAAAUGUUCGAGCAUUUUUCGAGACAGGAAAGGCGAUCAGUCCGGUGAACGAAGCAGAUGUGAAGGCGCAUGCAGGCACAAAUGGCUCCUCGUAG
Cyphellophora europaea CBS 101466 is the source of this 1041-nucleotide messenger RNA. RefSeq lists its product as uncharacterized. The coding region runs from base 1 to 1041 and encodes 346 amino acids. Gene Ontology annotation, molecular function: NAD binding; glyoxylate reductase (NADPH) activity; hydroxypyruvate reductase [NAD(P)H] activity. The record is from RefSeq and is a predicted model, not a curated record. The transcript has 2 exons. NCBI's taxonomy places the organism in Eukaryota, Fungi, Ascomycota, Eurotiomycetes, Chaetothyriales, Cyphellophoraceae. Gene Ontology annotation, cellular component: cytosol.